Molecule: messenger RNA, 1395 nt
Organism: Salvia miltiorrhiza (redroot sage)
Lineage: Eukaryota; Viridiplantae; Streptophyta; Magnoliopsida; Lamiales; Lamiaceae
Exons: 2
Coding region: 1-1395 (464 amino acids)
Molecular function (GO): nucleic acid binding
Source: RefSeq, a predicted model, not a curated record
AUGGUGAGGCGCAACGAUCUAACCACGGGAGAGAGAAACUCCAUCAUCCAAUUUGUGCUUGAAGACAGCCACGGUGGGAAGCCAAAACGUGGCCGAAUGAAGGAGGCUGCUGUCAAGUUCGGCGUUUGUCGGCGGACGGUGACUCGCCUAUGGAACGCUGCCAAAAAACAGAAAAGCCAAGGUGAGCAUAUGCAUUCUUGCAGUGGGAAAAUCAACAAAACAAGGCGCAAAAGAGUUGAAAUAGACUUGGAAUUAAUUUCAAGCAUGGAGUUAAACAAAAGAGCAACUAUUAGAAGGCUAGCACGUGGAAUUAAUUGCAGCAAGAGCACAGUUGGGCGAUGGGUAAGCAAAGGUUUGAUCAGGGCUCAUACUAGUGCUAUUAAGCCCGAUUUAACAGCCCCUAAUAAGUUGUUACGUCUAAAGUUUUCUCUUGAAGCAAUCGAGUAUGAUAGAAUACUCAAGGUGCUUCAAUACAAGAGCAUGCACAACACGGUGCAUAUCGAUGAGAAAUGGUUUUACCUAACCAAAUCAAAUCAUCGAUACUAUCUCACACCAACAGAGGCUGAACCACAAAGGAGUUGCAAAAAUAAAAAGUUCAUCACUAAGGUCAUGUUUAUGUGCGCUGUAUGCAGACCGCUAAUUGCAGAGGAUGGAACAGUUCUUUUUGAUGGGAAAAUAGGGAUUUUCCCAUUUACAGAAUAUGUACCAGCCAAGAGGAAUAGCAAAAACAGGGAGGCUGGUACACUCGAGCAAAAGCCCAUUCAAUCAAUCACGAAGGAAGUAAUUAAGGACUGCAUUAUAAACAAGAUCAUUCCUGCAAUUAAGGCCAAGUGGCCACAGUUUGCUAGUAGGGUCAUCUUCAUUCAACAAGACAACGCAAAACCACACAUUAAAGACAGUGAUCCUGAUUUUAGACAGGCUGCCAGCUCGGAUGGCUUUGACAUAAAGAUUGUUCAUCAACCACCGAAUUCACCGGAUACCAACAUUAAUGAUCUAGGUUGGUUUAGGGCUAUUCAAAGCCUACAAACUGAAUCAGUUUGUACCAACAUAGAUACAUUAGUGGAGGCAGUCAAGAGUUCAUUUGAUGAACUAUCUCCCAUAACAUUAAACAAUGUUUUCUUGAGCCUUCAAGGCUGUUUGACUGAAAUUCUAAAGGUCAAAGGGCACAACACCUACAAAAUUCCUCACAUGAAGAAAGGAGCACUUAUUAGACAAGGAGAGUUACCACUCAACUUACAAGUUCCCCAUGAUUUAGUUAAGGAGGCAAUUAACUAUCUCAUGGAAAAUGGAAUAGUAAGUGGCAUGGAUCAUCUAAGGCAUUCACUUGGCAUAAGUUCAAUUUCUUUAGAUGAAAUUGAACUCCAAAUGAAUGGGUUAGGUAUUGAAGUAGCAUGA